Messenger RNA from Coturnix japonica (Japanese quail), 11593 nucleotides. NCBI's taxonomy places the organism in Eukaryota, Metazoa, Chordata, Aves, Galliformes, Phasianidae. The record is from RefSeq and is a predicted model, not a curated record.
CUGACAUGGAGUGGGCACUGGGGGCAGUCACAACCAGAGAGGGGGCAAACUGGGCGUGAUGGUGAACCUCUUGCUGUUGUUUGAACACGAAAAAAAACAAAGCAGGCUGCAAGGAGGGUGUUUCCAACAGCCAGUCUGUGCCCAGAAGGGCUCUGGGAAGGGUGAGGAGCACCCUGGCAGGUCUUUGAAGCUGUGUGUUUCCCUGCAGUGAGAUGAUUAUAACUUAUUGCAUGCAUGAAGAGGCCCGGAAAGCACCGAGUGCUCUCCCAGGGUCUUCCCCAAAGGUCUCCCAAACACAGCUCUCAACAGCCAGACAUCAGCUACAACAUGGUCACUCCAACUCCCAGCCAGAGAACAAAGCUGAAACCAAAGGUGUGAAAAAUACACAGGUGUGCUGUGACAGAGCAGUGACAAUGUUAUCAAAUGAGUUUUGCCCCUAACAAAUAGCCCCAAAGAUGACAACAGACAUGGCAAAAGUCACUAACAGACUGGCAGCAGUGUGGGAAGGGAGCACAGAUUCUGCCCUUUGUUCACUGCCACAUAAACAGCAGCCUCCAGGACUCACUAAAGCCUUUCUCCUCCUUGCAGAAAGCACCCUGAGAUCAGCCAAGACAGGAUCUGCUCCACCUCGACCUUCUCAGCAGUCUAUUACCCCAUCCUUAGCCACCGCGCUUCUAUCUACACAGGAAGCCCUAGCAGCUCUGGGAUUGGGCAGCUCGCCAUGCAAUCCUCAUUACCCUGUCUGUAAUUAAGUGAUCUCUCCACCACCAUUUUCAGCCACCUCCCUGGUGCUAGGCAGUGCUGCAGAGGGCAGACCGUGCGUGUCUGUCUGCUAUGCACAUCCGCCACUACUCCCUCCCCUCCCUACACUCCAGCUCGCAUCCAGAGGACGAGUGUCUCAGCACACAUGUUCACAUGUAAUUGCCAAGUCCCUGCUUAUGGGAGGUCUCACAGCCAGACAGCACACGUAGAGAAGUGACCCCACACUGUCCUGAGGAUGCUGGCACCUCACUCCCCCUGCUGGGCUCGAGAUCUCACAGAUCCUUUUCCAGCAGAUUAAUUUGAAUGGGCACAGUGUUAAAAGGUGAGCCAGAGACUGCAGGUGUUGGGACAGGACACUGGGGACAGAACGGUCUGACACGACUACAGGUGAAGAACACAGGAGGGAAGAUGAGAGAGGAAGGAGGCAGCUGGCUCCUUAAGCAAGGUGCAACACUGAGACUCAGGAGCCUUAAAAUAAACUCCAGGCUCUGCUAUGGACUCUCUAGGUGACCUUGCCAAAUGACGUAAUAGCAAGUGCCUUUAAGCGCUUUUCUUCUUCCCAUCUGUAGGAUAAUAAGACCACUUCAGCCCUUCUACCCAGACUUGCUUUGCUUGUUUAUUUAAGUGGUGAGCUCUUCAGGGUGGGGACUGCACAUACAACACUUACCAGAAUAGAUUUCUGACCCCAGCGGGGACCUUUUAGGCAUUAUGAUAAUAAUAACAACUGCAGUAACCACAGCUGUAUUUAUACACAUCUGGUAGAGACUGCUCCAGGACUGCAGGCAGGGAGGUUAUUGUCUGAGAGGCGUGACAGAGCUGCGAGUUGCAUUCCCAGGGGAACCUACUCCUCUCACAGAGCAGGGCAGGAGUGGCCAGGAGCCGUACUGAGAACACAGCACCGUGCAGAUCUCUCCCGGAACGAGGAAUAAGUCACGCAGCGGGUAAUUAGCAUCACUCCAGCAGUGAUGGAACAGCAAAAGCAGCUUGAUAAUUGACUGUGUUUUAAAAAGGUAAAGAGAAAAAUCUUUGUUGCUUCUGUUUGUAACGUGGAAAACUGGAUUCUGAAUGCUGAACCUCUUCUACACAGCCUACAGAAGUGUGAGCUGCUGUGGAAAUGCCAAGUCACAGCUUGAGCCAGUGACUGAGCACCUGGUGGGAAGGCAGAGCCAACCCAGGGGAGAUCAGGUGUCUGCAAUGUACCUGAGUGAUUGGAAGGGGGGCAGCCAGGAUCCACCCCUUCCCAGACCUCAUUUAAGGGCUGGCAGUGGAAGUAAGGGGAUCUUGCUGGAGAUCCCUGUGUACCUGAGGCUUUUUGAAGGGUCUCAAAUGUGAAAUGACCUCACCUAAACCAUGAAGCUUGCUAUAAAAUUACAGCAAAGAGCUGCAGCAUCCAGAGCUGUUUCACCCAAUAUCCUCCACGCUGGCAAAGGUUACUUCAAAACAGGGGAAGAACUGAAUACAGAACUGUGCCCAGUGUGUAACUCUGACUCUCUACAGUCCUUCAGACUGCCAGUCUGGAUGCAUCCUGCGUGACAUGAUGCAUGGGAAUAUAUAAGAGAUGGAAGUGGUAGGUAAGGAAACCGAAGAGAAGGCUGCGUAAAUGAGAAGUAAACCUUUAAAUUUCAGCUCCCCUUCUACUGAGAAAGAGGAACUUCAACUUGGAGCUUGCGAGAGGAUGAUUACAAAACCCUGAAGGCUUGAACAGAAAUCCCCCUGAACUUACCAACCAUUACAAAGAGAUCUAUCUUGCAAAUUCAAAUUGAGAGAGAAACAAAAAGCUAUAACUGCUCUGGGAAAGGCUGUGAAGAGCAGGGAUCCUAGCAGCUCAAAACUCAGCAGAGAGAUUUUAAGAAGGUGUAUUUAAAAACAUUAAGGCUGAAGGGUGGUUCCUGGCCAUCUCUAGUCAUGCUGCUGGUAAAGCAAAUAACCAGGAAGGGGCACUGUCUUUUGAGCAGCAGACAAGCAUUCAGAAGAGGCUGCAUGCUCAGCUCGGAGCCCUGGGAGCUCAGUAUUUCACAUCAGAUGAUGCCUAGUAGCGUGAUAAUGCUGGCAGGAGCUGCUGCAUCUCCUGGAAGAUGAGCUUUGUUUAGGCGGUUGGUACAUGGUGUUCCUGCAAUGGGCACUCUGCAUCCAGCCCGUGUCUGCAGCUACUGAAUUUGCUAACGCAGCAAAGAUUUAAUCUAAAGUAGGGCAGAACUUUCUGACUUCAAUCCCCAUCUGACUGCAACCUUAAACCACUCAGACAGUUCAAUCACCCGCCUGGGCUGGGGCAGUCAGAUACAGCCACUGCCUGUCAAAGCCCUUUUCUCAGCUGCUAUCUCAGUGUCAGGAAGACAAAGAAAGAUCAUGUCCUUUCCAGCACUCAGGAUCUUGGGGAAAAGCAAGGAAAUGGCUGCAAAAGAGCAAGCAGAGCACAAACAGGGGAGACCUCUGGUCCCACGCUGAUGCCCUUCUCUGCUGCUAGAGAAGCUGGGGAGAAAAAAAAGUGCAAAAAAUGAGAUACCUCAGGUCCAUGACUUCCCAGAGAAGUUUCAUGGAGCUCUGUUCUUGAGGCCAGGGAAGAGAUUUGUCAGGAGCCAUACGGCAUCACGUGGCAGAGGGUCAGGCUCUAAAAGCUAAGAGAGGUUUCCAGCUUAAGAGUUCUCUUAUCCCUUUUUUUUUUUUUUUUUUUUUUUUUCCCUGGGAGCAGCUCCCAGGUAGUUUUGCUGAAGAGCAAGUCUGAAAGUCAGCUCACCACUCAACAGAUACCCCAGCAGUCACAGCCUUCUUCCUUGUGUGUUGUGCAAGUGGAUGGGACAACUGAAACUGCAGAUGUAACUGCCGUGAUCUCUAACUACAGUGGGAAGUUCUGUCCUUCUGAAAGUGCCUGGCUUCAACUUAUCUGCAGGGAGGUUUUCUAGUGAAUUAGAGAUCAAUGCAGCACUGAACAAGCUGACCUGUGUGCAUGUAGUACAAAACAAAGUAUAUGAACAUGAGCUCUGCAGCUUUAGCAUUCACUGACUCCCACCACACCCAGAGGAUGCUGGCAGUGAUGAGAUUGCUGUUGGAGAGAUGGUAGCAGACAUCCUCAGUCAUCCCACACUAGUGUUGGAUGUGCCGGAUGGGGAUGUGCAGCCUGGCCAUUGCUGUGAAAGCUUUUUCUGAUGUGAGAAUUUGCAGAGGAGGAAAAACGAGUUUGCAUUUCUCAGCAGCUGAAGUAGAGCCCAAACAGAACUGACCAAAAAAUAACAGAGGAAAACGCAAAAGAAUAGCUUCCCAGUCUCACACUAAGCAAGAACAGUGGUCUGCAUGACUAACCAGGUUGCUCCCUGGUGUUUUACCCUCCUAACCAGACGAACCACCUCUGUGGUGCCCAGCAUCGUUCCCAGCAGCCAGAUCCCCUUAAAGCUGUGCCAGGCAGUCCAACAAAAGGCUCAGCAGGAUGCCACUGCCAGGAGCUGUUCAGCACUGUCUGGGAACAGGAGGGCUGGGGUCUGAGUGCCAAGUCAACAGCCCUAGCAUGGAGCUGGAGCUGCUGCUGUAUUUCCUGACCUCGUGGAUUUUCUCCCAUAGAGAGAGGGCUCCUGGCUCCCAUUCAAAGCUGUCUAGGAAAGCUGAGUGCUUCCGCCUGGCAGCACAGCUGCUCCCAGCCCAGUAGCCCAUGAGUCCUCCCCCGACGUUGUGGAUUUCCCAGGCAGCAGGAGCCACACAGCUUCAGGAAACAAGAACCAUCUGCCAGCCUCACAGGGGAAGCAGGGAGAGCAAGCGCCUCACCCCAGCCUGGCUCCCAGCAGGCAAUCGCGUCCCAUCUCUGCGAGCAUGAGGGGAUGGAGACCGUGCUGCAGGCAGAUGGCACAGCCCUGAAACUACUGUGCUGUGUGUGCCAGCCAGCACCCAGCUUUGGCUUCAGGAGCAAUGAUCGAGGUGCUUGGUGCAAGCUCUCCCAGUGAAGAGACUGAGCAGCACUUUCAGACCUAAAGCCUAGAGGCUAUGAAUGCUCCUUAGAAUCCAAGCUAAGUCUCAGCUUUUCUGCAGAGAACAACCUGAUGUCCUGCACAGCCCCUGUUCUCAAGCAGGAAGCUGUAUCAGCAGAAGGAGAGGUAGUUCUGGGGACCUGACUCUGAUGAUUACAGCUGAAUUCAGUGCAAAGCUGGGACAGCACAGAGAAAUCUCCAGAAAGUCACCUGACACAAGCAGAGAUGAGUGCAGCUAAGUCUCUUGAAUUCCUCAUGACAUCUCAUGUCAGGUGUCAAGCAAAAGGGACAUGAAGUGGCUUCCCAAUGCAUUCACUGAUAAGGAGGCUCUCACAUCCUUCAAAUAGGAUCUCACUGGAGGAGCUUCCUCUGCUUUCUUCCUUUCCUUCUAUUGCUUUGCUGUAUACCUUAGGUGGAUGCCAUCCAAGUAAACAAGCCAAGAGACAGGCAUUUGUGCAGCACUGCUACAGAAGGUAACCAUGAUGGAGAUUUUAGAAAUGUUACUUAUUACUGAACAGUUACACUCUACCUGUCAACAGGGAGUCCAUUGAAAGACAUAGGAUAUCAGUUCCACCUCAGCAAACAUCUUUGAGUAGCACUCACUGUGCAUCCUUUCUUCCAAAAGCCUCGUCCACAAGAACUAAGGAAUGAUUAGACCGAAAAUGCAAUUCAGAAAAUCUACUCUGACAAGGCAAACCUUGCUGUCUCACUCUUGCCACUACUCUGAUUCCUCUGUUUGCUUGUACCAGUGUUACAAAAUACAGCCUCUGCAGGGGCUCAAUGAACUUCUCGAGCAGUUUGAAAUGACAGCUCUUGUUUCUUCUCAAGGGUCAAAACACUGACAUUCUCAGCGACCUGCCCAGCCUGGAAGAUGGUAGGAAAAUGAAGCUGGCAAGCUAAUGCUCUGGUAUGAAUCACAGCCUAUCCACAGUGCUUUGUUUUCAUUUACUUGAUGCUUUUUAAAUUAAUGAAGAAGCGGGCUGCAAAUCUAACACAGUGUGCUUGGCUGUUGGCUUGCUGGCUUCAUACUCACAAGCUCAGACAACAUGGCCCCCAGAUGAAGAGAGGGAUGCCAAAGAUGUCACAACAGUUGCAAGUGGUGACCCUGCUUUGGAGAAGCAACAAAUGUCCUCCAUUAGAAGUUCAUGAGCAUGCAUGAAAUAGCUUUGCACAACUCCUCUAACCAGGGACCACUCAACCACAAAGAACCUCUGACGUCCCCACUCCUCCUUCACCAUCACACUGACAAUAUCUCCCAGGCAAUGCUGCCCCUUCGGCCAUCAGUGCUGUGCCAGGAAGGGGGCAGAUGGCAGCAGGCAGUGCCCAGUUCCACCAUCACACAAGCCAGAACAGACAUGAAGACAAAGGAAAUGAGAUGACGCCUUCCCCGCCAAAUCCACUGCCAGUUUUCUGGUCUGCACUUCAGCUGCUCACGCUGCACCCUGCCUGAUGGCUUUAUUUAAUAAAGGCAGCAGCAGUGCAUCACCUGCUGUUGGCUGUACGCUGCUCUGACUCUGCAGUUCUCCCUCAACCUCUCGAGCUGCAAGUUCACUGAAGUACUUUGUUGACAACUUACUUUGUAAGGAAAACAUUGGGGAAUCACAACUCUGCCUAGUGGCUUUAUUAAGCUACCAGAAACAGUAACAACCUGCAUAAACAUCAAUAAUGCACCAGCUGUCCAAGAGUUUCUCUCUGAAUCAAUUCUCCAUGAAGAAAUUGUAUCCUAGCUAUCAGGGGCCAUCAAAAUGAUAACAUUCAACAGAAAGAUCAGCAGGUUCCUUAUCUCAGGAGCUUAUAAACAUCACCAAUCUGUAAUACAGCACUGCAGCUUGUCCCCAAGGAAUGCUCAGUGCAGAAAGUAGCACUUGCCACGAGCCGAUCACCAGCAUUUCUGAUCUUGGUCUGAGUGUGAGAACAGGUUUCCUUAAUUUCUGAUUAUAUUUGCAUGUGCUGGCAAGGGGGAACUUCCAGCAGUGGAUGAAACCAAGUGCACUUGGGCUGCUCACAUCCAUGUCUCCAGCAUGCUGUCAGGUGAUGUAAUGUGCUUGCAGUUUGUGGUGGGAUCUUACUUUCCAUUGUUACUGCCUGAUAACAGGGUGGGAUUACAAAGGAUCAUAGAAUCAUUAAGGCUGGAAAAGACCACUAAGGUCACCAGGUCCAACCACCAACCCAUUCCCACCAUGCCCACCUGACCAUGUCCCUCAGUGCCUCAACUCCAAGGUUCUCAUACACCUCCAUGCUGUUGUUCCACAGUGGCCUGGUCCACUUGGUGACUUGUGGAAGCUUCAAUGCAAUGUACUACUUGCUGGUGAAGAGAAAGCGGCAAUGCUGGAGUGCAGCCUCUCCCAACACCCUCCAGUGUCCCCAUCUCACUGGGGCAGCAGCCUGGCUCCUUGCUGCCUGCGCAAGGGGUUGCUGCAGCAGUGAUGGAAGGGACAAAUGUAGGUAUUUACCCCUAACCACUGAGCCAGCCACUGCUAGAGCAGGGGUUGCUGUCAAUGUGCAGAAACGCCAUCCUCCUUAUCCUACGGACUAGCCAUAGCCAUGCAAAGGGACAGGCUCAACCUCAUAAUCAGUAGCAAAGCCAGGAACUAAACUCAGACAAGUGACUUUCAAUCCAGGGUCUUAACAGGAGACAAAAAGCUCCGUGUGUAGGUUUUGGAUGGGAAAGCCGUUGGUUCCCUGCCGGGUCUUUGUGUUCGGCUGUCAGAGCUGACAGCUCCCCUGCCGAGCUGAGCUUCCAUGUGCAGAGAUGUUUGGAGAGGCAGAGCAAAUCAAGUGGGAAAGCCCAAACUGCUCUCCAAUUAUCCUAAUGAAAUCACAACUGUGUCACAAGCGCGGGGAGGGCGCAGAGAUGCUCCAAAGCACAGACCCAGUGGAAAAACAAGAAGAGAGCAGCUGCCACAGGAAUGGCUGUGACACAACAGCACUGAAAAUCCAAGGGCAGAGCUCAGUGUGCUUGGGGAGGUCACAGACAGCAUUCUGGAAGGACCCACUCUGUGUUUUGGCACAAGUUUGAUGCAGGUUUACAUCAGGACUGUUCUCUGGCCCUAUCACUUCCAUGCGACAACAAACUGUACCACACGUUCAAGAACUGCAUUCUCCCUCCUCUCUCACCCCACCCUUCCCCAUUCCUCCCAGACAACUGCUGACAGGGAAAAGUUAAGAAGCCAGUUUCAAGAAACACUUACAAGCCAUAAUUCAUUAGAAAAACUUGCAGCAGAAUGUGGCUGGUUGUUCAGCUUUCUGCUCACUUCAAAGCCUGAUGCAUAUGAACUUUCAGAGCAAACGGACAAGGAAACAAGGUAGCUGGAGCUGGGAAGUUGCAGGAAUUGUUUUGAUAUUACUUCUCAAUUUAAAAAAAUAAUUAAAUCAUGGAAAAAGAGCCUUUUUAAAAGGCCAGUUCUUGAGCAGGAUAGUAAUAGGAGAGUAUCAUUAUGCUUUGGCCUCCAGGAACAAAGCAAUACGUGAAGCAGACACCUCACCUUGCCAGAGCUAUAGCAGCAGAACAGUCCGGACAGAGAGCGGGUGAGAAGGACAGGAGCCUGCUGAUCAGCAGCAGAAAAGGAGAGGAAGGAAUGGACUGGGAGACAGUGGGAGGCCACACACCCCCAGAUUCACUCACCCUCUGGAUGGCUUACUGGCCCUGCAGAGAAACAGGGUCCUCGGUUCUGGGGAUGGCUCAAGUCCCCCUGGAAGGAGAGGAAACACAAAGGAGUGAGCAACGACAAUGCCCUGGCUGUGCAGAGAAUAUCUUUACAUUGAGCCUAUUCUGGAUUAAGAACAGGGCUCAGCAUCCACACUUUGGUGUGGCCGAUGACCCACCCUUCCCUACCAAUACCCACACGCUGCUUCCCCUGCCACUCACCCAGCGCCCGACUAUUUUCGGCUCAGGGGAUUUCCUGGGCCUGGCACAGCCUGUCUGUUUAGCAACCCUCAAAAGAAAUCUUUUCCAAGGGCUUGUCCAGCCUCCCCUUGAACCCACAGAAGCUUCAAACCCACAUCAUAAUUUGGCAAGGAUCUCACAGGUCUGCUCCCCAAGCAGCAAGAAACAAUCACUCUUGUUAGAGCACAACCUGGCUCCACUGGGCAGUCAGUCCCCACCUUCUCUCACACAAUACCACACGCUGCUAAUCACAUCCUCCAAAGUUCUAUCUUUCCCAGAGAACUGUGGCUUACAGCCUUUUCUCCCCCCAUUUUUUAAGACAGGGCAGAGCAGCACAGCUGCAAUAGUCUCCUCUUUGCUGCAAGUAUGGGAGCAAAGGGAUCACCUCCUGUGGCAUGAGGGAACAAGAGUGAGUUCCCUUCUUGCCUUUUCAUUCCCAAGGGGACAUCAAUAAAAGCUGCCCUUGCAGCUCAUUCAAACACGGAGCCCAAAGGAACAGCUUGAGCGACCCUGAACAGACAAAAUCAGAUAUUUCCAGAGUGUCUCCUUGAUUAGUAAGCCACUUAAUUUAUGUGAUCAAAUAUAAUGAUCAUCCCUCUGCAUUCAUUUAGCCCUUGCAGAGCUUUUGCAGGCACAAGCCCUUGUUUAGCAGCAGAGCUGAGAGAAGAAAGAAGGUACCGCAGCAAAAUCAAAUCUGCUUUAGCAAAUCUAUGGGAAGGAGGCAGGGAAAAUGCAAGUGAGGGUGCAUGCUGGGGGGCCAAGCAGGCAGCUGGGAAGAGAUAAAGGGAAGCAAGCAGGCAGCUGCUGCUGUGCCCCCCUUCUCCUCCCCUUCCCUCUGGGGCACACUAUUAACACGGUGACACAAUGCUGUCCCAGCCGCACUGCUAGCAAGCAUGAAUAUGCAUCAGACAUCAUGCAGCAGAGUCUGGUGCACGCUGCUGAUUUAUAGGACAGCUAAACAAACCCCUUCCACCCAGCACACGGCCACCGUGCUCUGCAGAGAUAACACUGCCCUACAGAUCAGCAAGGUGGGUGCUGAGCAGAGAGCUCAGACAGCUCUGAAUGCAGCCGCCUGACAGCCGAGGUGGAUGGGUCUGCAGGCAGGCAGAGCCCACCAGUGACGAGCAUGCAGUACCAAGCAACUAUCACAUAACAGCAUUUUGACAGAGAGACAAAGAGGUCCAAAGGUUAAGGUGUGAGAUCCAUGUUUGGAUUAGGAGAUCUCCCUGCUGGGAAGGGAGGAUUCUCCCUCUUUUGGCUGCGGAAUGCAGGAUAAAGAGACACAGGGUCUCCAUCCAGCCUCCUCCAACCCCAGCAGGGUUUGGUCCUGCAGCUAUCCCAUCCCCUGAGAACCAGGGACCAAGGAAGUAACUUCAUUCUGCAGCGAGGAAUCCAUAGCAAUGAAGUGAGACACCUUGGGGAGGGCAAUCUGCUGAACAAAAAGAUAGGUAAGUUGCCUGGCAAAAUUAGCACAGAGCAUAACAUGCUCGGCACAAGCAUGAUGUUAUUCACAUUAGCAAAAUGAAGGAGGAAGCAAGAGGGCUAAAGCACUGAUCUUAAUCGGCACUGUCAAAUUUCACACACACAAGGACCAGCAUGCUUGCUUUCUCUGUCUUAUUAAUUAUCAGCAUAGGCAAUCACACCUAAAAAGAGAAAAAAAAAGAACAGAAGGACUUUUGGAUCCCAGCACAUGAAGUUCCUUGGGACAGUAUAAGCAAUGUCAGAGCAUCGAAGGUGUUGCGGGAUUCUUGUGGAUCUCCAAAAUGAUCUUUUUCUCUUUUCCUCUUUGCAGUGGAAACCAAACCCAGCACCGCUGGGAGUUCUCCAAACAAGAAAAAGGAUUCUUAUACCAAAGUUUCAACUUAGAUUUUGUCCUUUAUUUAGCUCUGGUAUCUCUGCCAUCCAGUCAGCAGUAAAAUCAUCAUCUUCUGAAGCCAUGGCAAAAAUCAUCAUCACUCCAGUGAAGCCACUAAAGCCAAGAUAGUCAAUACUGAGUGAGAACCUGACUUGAUUUGUUUUAAUUUUCAACACUUGGAGCACUUAAGCCUCUCAGCACCUGCAUACAGAAGCAAGGUAGACCCUCACAUCUUCUGGGAAAUGAAGGACUAGAAAGACACCUUCAUUCAGCCUGGAGGCACAGUGAAAGCCAGCAGACCUUUCAAGACCAUGAGGGCACUUCUCAGAGUUAACAACAAACAACAGAAAGCUGGGUUUUCUCCCCCAGGAAAGAAAAAGAAAGCAAGAAAAUGAGCUGAUGUGAACUGCUGCUGCUGAAAACAUGACCCGGACUCACCCAAUGAGGCAUGCUUCCUUGCUCCUGUCACGACACGAUCUGUCUUGUGAGACUCACGUUGGGCUCAGAAAUUACUCAUCAGAUAUGGAAAUGAGUCCUCUAAGGAAUCAGUCAGUGAGAACAAUCACAAAGUCUUUGCUUUUGAACAAACGGAAAGAGUUCGGGCUUGGGGAUAUGCUUUGCUCAUUUUAAAGUGAAUGGAGAAGAACCAAACUAUCUACAGCUGGGGGCUCUACUUUAUGGAUCCAUUUCUCUUCCAAUGUUUGUUAGAAGGACACAGCGCUUCUUCCUUGGCAAAUAAGAAUAACUUCAGAGAUUAGGACUGAGCUGUGAUUUUUUAAGGUCUUGCCAGUAUUGGUAGUGAAGACACUAAUCACUAGCAAGGUCAGGGAAGCAAUGAUGUCCUGGUGGAGACUCCCUGCUUCAUCUGGCAGCAGCAGACUUCACCAGUACUACUCCUCAGGGCUCUUGAAGGCAAUCAGAGCAAUCUGUCAUGCAGAGACAUUAUUCACACCUAACUGGAAUUAAACUGCUUCUUAUUCCCUCUUUAAAUCCACCCUUCUUUUCAGAAAGCAGCUCCCUGAGGACCAAGUCUGUCCAAAGAACCUUCAAGGCCACGGUGUGGUACAGGGGGUACAAUUCCUACAUAGCUCUCAUGGUUCCCACACAGGAACUUCAACUGAAACAUUAACAAAAAAA